AUGCCACGUGUCCGGCAACCUGGCGGCGCCGUCCUUGUGCGCGCGUCCACGUCAGCAGCUGAAUUGUCCCCACUUUUUCUGGGAUUUGAUUUUGGCACGUCUGGGGCGCGUGCUGUUGUUAUCGAUGGCAACGCCACAAUUCUUGCUGACGUCAAGAGGAAGUACCCUCCUGCCGCCCAUGCUGAGUCAGCAUCCGAGUCAGCAGUCGUCAGAAGCAGUGACCCGGACAGUGACGUGUCAGCAGCGGAAGGUUGGCGGGCGGCGUUGUUUGGACUGUUGCUCGACAUUCCCGAGGAGUUGAGGCGGCAAGUGGUGGCAGUGUCGCUGGACGGCACGUCCGCCACCACCAUGGUCGUCAGCCGCUCUUCAUACAACGAGGCAAGCAGCGUGUGGUGCAACGUGGUGCAAUGUGGUGCGACCAUUGCUCCUCCUCCCUCUCGUCUCUUCCAUCCCUUCCGUGUAUCAGCUCUACCCGCGGGCAGCGCUGAAGCCGUGGCUGCCGUGGCGGCAGUGGCGCCGGCCAAUCACACGACGACAGCUGGCACGUCCACGCUGUGCAAGCUGAUGACGUGGUGGUUGAGGCAGGGGGUGGGAGGUGGGCAGGGGGAGGGGAGUGGGGAGGAGGAGAGACAGGGAAGAGGUGGAGGAGGAGAGGGAGGAAAGGGAGAGGGGGAGGUGGUGAUGGUGCAUCAGGCGGACUGGCUAUUGGGGCAGCUGUGUGGGGCAGCGGACGUGCAUGUGACAGACUUCAAUAACGCCCUCAAGCCAGCUGUGUGGGGCGGCGCAGCGGAUGUGCAUGUGAAAGACUUCAACAGCGCACUCAAGCUGGGUUACGACCCUGCGAGCGGCGCCUACCCCGCCUGGCUGCUCGCACUGCCCUUCUCCCCCAUGCUGCCACGUGUGCUGCCGCCCGGCUCCCUCAUUGGCUCCGUCGCAGCACAACUCACAGCCGAGUUUGCCCUCCCGUCUGACUGCAUCGUCACCACCGGCACCACCGACAGCAUUGCCGCUUUCCUGGCCGCGAGGGUAACUACCCCCGGGUAUGCCGUCACCUCGCUCGGCUCUACCCUCGCCGUUAAGCUCGUCAGCACUGCGAGAAUCGACGAUGCUCGUUUUGGAGUAUACAGCCACCGCUUGCCGCCCGGAAAUUGGGCGCCGCCCGAGGUGGAGAACGAGGGGGAGACGGAGCAGGGAGGUGCGGCAGAAGAGGACAAGGAGUGCAAGUGGCUGGUCGGCGGGGCGUCGAAUACGGGCGGCGCAGUGCUGUGGGGGUAUUUCACAGAUGAGCAGCUGAGGGAGCUGAGUGUAAAAAUAGACCCGAGUGUAGGGAGUAAACUCGAUUACUACCCACUUACUCGCCCAGGGGAGAGGUUCCCCGUGUCCGACCCUGACCUACAGCCUCGCUUGACUCCUCGCCCUGCUGAUGACGCUCUCUUCCUGCACGGCAUUCUCGAGUCCAUUGCCACCAUUGAGGUGCGCCCCUGCUACUUGCUUCCUUGUCCCGUCACUCGCUUCCUUGUCCCGUCACUCGCUUCCUUGUCCCGUCACUCGCUUCCUUGUCCCGUCACUCGCUUCCUUGUCCCGUCACUCGCUUCCUUGUCCCGUCACUCGCUUCCUUGUCCCGUCACUCGCUUCCUUGUCCCGUCACUCGCUUCCUUGUCCCGUCACUCGCUUCCUUGUCCCGUCACUCGCUUCCUUGUCCCGUCACUCGCUUCCUUGUCCCGUCACUCGCUUCCUUGUCCCGUCACUCGCUUCCUUGUCCCGUCACUCGCUUCCUUGUCCCGUCACUCGCUUCCUUGUCCCGUCACUCGCUUCCUUGUCCCGUCACUCGCUUCCUUGUCCCGUCACUCGCUUCCUUGUCCCGUCACUCGCUUCCUUGUCCCGUCACUCGCUUCCUUGUCCCGUCACUCACUUGUCUUCCAUCUCAAUCUCUCUUCCUGCACGGCAUUCUUGAACCCAUUGCCACUAUAG
Closterium sp. NIES-65 is the source of this 1971-nucleotide messenger RNA. The record is from the annotation of a GenBank genome assembly. NCBI's taxonomy places the organism in Eukaryota, Viridiplantae, Streptophyta, Zygnematophyceae, Desmidiales, Closteriaceae.